Trichoderma virens Gv29-8 is the source of this 1000-nucleotide messenger RNA. RefSeq lists its product as uncharacterized. Lineage: Eukaryota; Fungi; Ascomycota; Sordariomycetes; Hypocreales; Hypocreaceae. Gene Ontology annotation, biological process: mitochondrial respiratory chain complex I assembly; mitochondrial electron transport, NADH to ubiquinone. The coding region runs from base 110 to 874 and encodes 254 amino acids. The record is from RefSeq and is a predicted model, not a curated record. Gene Ontology annotation, cellular component: mitochondrion. The transcript has 2 exons.
GCUCCUCUGCUGCGUGCUUCACAACGGAGAGUCUCUCAUGUUGCUCAACUUUAGGUGAGCCGAUUGGCUCGUCCGCUGUUAUCGCCACCAAUACUCCUGUUUGCCCAUCAUGAGAGCCACACAGUCUCUUCUCGCAAAGAGCUUCCUUGCGCGGAGCUUUGACGAGCUCAAGAGGCGCUCCAGCAUAGCCUGGAACCUCGACGCCGUCAAAGGCCCCUCCGGACCCCGCGAGCUCUACGACUUCCACAGCUCCGAUUCCGUGAGCAACUGCAUUGUCAUGUCCGACCAACUGAUCGGCGGCUCUUCCACUAGCCAUUUCGAUUUUGUCUCUUCCUCGCCCUCGCCCUCGUCCUCCUCGCCUCACGCACGCUUCUACGGCCACAUCUCAACCUCUCUACCGCCAGAUCGCCCAACAAUCCAGCGAACAGGCUACGCCGCAUUCCGGACGCCAGAUCAGCCGCCCACAGUCUUUGGCCGCUCUGUUUGGGAUAUUGACCCUUACACAUAUCUCGCAUUGAGGAUCAAAUCUGAUGGCAGGGCGUAUUACGUCAAUGUACAGACCGAGAGUGUUGAGCCGACAGAUUUGCAUCAGCAUCGGCUAUUCGCAAAGCGCCCUGGGCAAUGGGAAACGAUUCUGAUUCGGUGGAAUGACUUUGUACGCACAAACCAUGGUUUCGUUGUCGAACCACAGACGGAGCUUCUAAGACAAAGAGUCCAUAGCGUUGGCAUUGGACUGACGGAUCGCGUGGAAGGACCCUUUGAGCUCUGCAUCGAGAGAGUGUGGGCGACAAAUGGAGCAGAAGAAUCACGUACAGCACAAGGGACACAAGAGGGAGAGCUGAAGAACAGGAAGGGUGAGAAGAUUCAGUGGUAAAAAGCCAGCAUAUAGACUGGGCUCUCAACCAACUGAUUGAUCCAAUGUGUACGAAAGAACAAUUGAUUUCAUUGCCAAGCAGAGCUGCGAAGCCAGGUAGCAUGAUCGAACAAGACAAAGUUACUU